AUGGAGGCGAAACCAGAGAGUCACAAGCUAAUCUUUGAAAAAGAGGGGGUGUACAUCCACACAAACGCUAAGAAGAACAACCAGGACACUUCCAUCCCAGGCUUCAUCCGCAUUGUGGAGAGAGAUGGUGAGCCUGCACUGGAGUGGAGCCCAGUGGAGGAUGAAGGGAGGAAUGCACCUGCUGUUUUUUACACACGGAAGGAUGGAGAUGGAGGAGAGGAGGAGACAAACUUUGACCCUGGGUAUGAGCCAGACUGGGCCGUCAUUAGCACAGUGAAACGUGAGAGAGAGAGAGAGCAUCUCCCAGUCCGACAUACAGGUCAGUGGGGCUCUUUCUCUUUGCCUUUGUCAGAGCUGUACUCUCUGCGUCGCGCUCGAUUCUCUUUGGGGAGAAACUUCCUGGUACUGACCGGUAGAGAUGGCCAAACCCUCCCCCCCCUUCACUUCCACAGGGGGGGGACCAGAGAACUCCUCCGAGCCCUGCAACGCUACAUCAUACUCACACCGUCUCCGGUUGAUGCGCGACUCUUCUUGGCGUACCCUCACGACUCUGGAGCACUCUCUCAGUCUUUUGAUGAACUCCACCUCUUUGACGAUGGAACCUCGGAUCUCGUCUCGAGGUUCAUCCAGGACCCAUAUGCCACUACAUUUGGGGGCUUCUCCAAGGUGACAAACUUCUUCAGAGGAGCACUGAGAACCCAAGAGUUGUCCCAGCACGGCCGUGGCUCCCAGGACGCUCACGCUCCAAACAGCACUGAUGAGGAGCCCGGCUUUGAGCUCAUCGCCUGCCAGGGGGCAGAGCUUGGUCCUAAGCCAGAGGUGACGCGAGGCCCCCCCUUGGAUCACUGGGAGGAGUUUCUUGACACACAGGGACGGGUCAAAGAGCCUCAGCGUGUCAAGGAGAUUGUGUUCAGAGGGGGCAUCGUUCCGUCCCUGAGGAAGGAAGUAUGGAAGUUUCUGCUUGGGUUUUAUCCAUGGAACAGUACCACAGAAGAGAGGGAGGAGAUUGUGAGAGUCAAAACAGAUGAGUAUUUCCGAAUGAAGGUUCAGUGGAGAUCAGUCAGUGAAGAACAGGAGAUGAGAAAUUCCCUCCUCAGAGGCUAUCGCAGCCUCAUUGAGCGGGACGUAAAUCGGACAGACAGGCACAACCCAUUCUUCUCUGGGAACGAUAACCCGGGUCUGACGCUGCUCCACGACGUGCUGAUGACAUACUGCAUGUAUAACUUUGACCUGGGUUAUGUCCAGGGAAUGAGUGAUCUCUUGUCUCCUCUCCUCUUUGUGACACAGAAUGAAGUGGAGUCUUUCUGGUGUCUGACUGGCUUUAUGCAGCUCGUGCACCAAAACUUUGAGGAGUCGCAGGAGGCGAUGAAACAGCAGCUCCUCCAGCUGAGUCUGCUCCUCAGAGCACUCGACCCAGAGCUCUGUGACUACCUUGACUCCCAGGACAGUGGUUCCCUCUGUUUUUGUUUCCGUUGGUUAUUGAUCUGGUUUAAACGAGAGUUCUCCUUUGAGGACAUCUUGAGCCUGUGGGAGGUUCUAUGGACACGUCUGCCAUGUGAAAACUUCCACCUGUUGAUGGCCUGUUCCAUUCUGGAGUCUCAGAGGGGGGAGCUGAUUGGUUCGGACCAUGACUUCAACACAAUACUGAAGCACAUCAAUGAGCUGACCAUGAAGCUGGAUCUGCACACUGUUCUGUGUGAUGCUGAGGCCAUUUACCUGCAGUUAGCAGGCUGUAAGGAGCUGCCAGUAAAAGUACAGGAGGUUCUGGGUCUGUACGUUACCUCCAGCUCGGAGGAGGAGAGCCCAGACUCUGAACCCAAAGAGAGUGAUGCGCUUCUUGGCCAAUCAGAAGCUGUGGCUGCCUCAGCCAGUCAGACGAGGACCAGUCUUGCAUCCCAGUCCUCAGCCCCUACAUACCCCUAACACUGCUCCUUAACUCCUACACACCCCUAACCCUGCUCCUACACACCCCUAACACUGCUCCUACACGCUCCUAACACUGCUCCUACACACCCCUAACCCUGCUCCUUAACUCCUACACACCCCUAACCCUGCUCCUACACACCCCUAACACUGCUCCUACACACCCCUAACACUGCUCCUACACACCCCUAACCCUGCUCCUACACACCCCUAACACUGCUCCUACAUGCCCCUAACACUGCUCCUUAACUCCUACACACCCCUAACCCUGCUCCUACACACCCCUAACCCUGCUCCGACACACCCCUAACACUGCUCCUACAUACCCCUAACACUGCUCCUACAUACCCCUAACACUGCUCCUUAACUCCUACACACCCCUAACACUGCUCCUACACACCCCUAACACUGCUCCUACACACCCCUAACACUGCUCCUACACACCCCUAACCCUGCUCCUACAUUCUCCUAACACUGCUCCUUAACUCCUACACACCCCUAACACUGCUCCUUAACUCCUACACACCCCUAACCCUGCUCCUACACACCCCUAACCCUGCUCCUACACACCCCUAACACUGCUCCUACACACCCCUAACACUGCUCCUACAUGCUCCUAACACUGCUCCUACAUACCCCUAACACUGCUCCUAAACUCCUAUACAGCCCUAACUCUGCUCCUACAUACCCCUAACCCUGCUCCUUAACUCCUACACACCCCUAACACUGCUCCUACACACCCCUAACACUGCUCCGACACACCCCUAACACUGCUCCUACACACCCCUAACCCUGCUCCUACACACCCCUAACCCUGCUCCUUAACUCUUACAUGCCCCUGCCUGUGCUCCUUAAUGCCUCCUUUCCCCUAACUCUGCUCCUACACACCUCUAACACUGCUCCCUAACUCCUGCAUACCCCUAACUGUAGAAAGGUGAAUGAAGCAGAGGAUUUUAGGACAACGUUGAUGUACAUAUGUAUAGAAAAGAGUGCUGGAUCAUAAGAAGUUGGAGGAGACUGGGAGAUGAUUAUCUGAGUGGAUAAGCACUAAGACUUAACGAGACAAACUGUUUUAACGAAGAGCCUGUUCUCUAUUAGAGGAGGGGAAGUGCAGCUGGAGGUUGAGGAAAGUGUGUUAGUGGGGAGAGUAUGGUUUUAUGACUGUGUUUUCACCGCAGUAAAAAAUACAUGCUUUUCUCAUUGGCUCAGUCCAUAUUUGUUACUCCUGUUAUGUCUGGUUUCUGGUUACAUUCUCUGUUCGUGCGUUCUUGUGCAUUUGGAUUUUGAUGUAGUUAUGUGUUUGUCUGUCGUUCUUCCCAUUUUUUCUGUUUCACUACAUUUAUGAUAAGGGAAUGACAGAGGGCUGACGGUCACGGACAGUGACACAACAGACCUGCAUACAGCUGCUAUGAUUCGCUUAACUGUUUAACUAUGAUGUCAUCAUACU
This is a messenger RNA of Chanos chanos (milkfish), 3370 nucleotides long. RefSeq names its product TBC1 domain family, member 17 (gene tbc1d17). The transcript has 17 exons. Gene Ontology annotation, biological process: activation of GTPase activity. Lineage: Eukaryota; Metazoa; Chordata; Actinopteri; Gonorynchiformes; Chanidae. Gene Ontology annotation, molecular function: GTPase activator activity. The record is from RefSeq and is a predicted model, not a curated record. The coding region runs from base 1 to 1923 and encodes 640 amino acids.